This is a messenger RNA of Daucus carota subsp. sativus, 2870 nucleotides long. Its product is annotated as serine/threonine-protein phosphatase 7 long form homolog. The record is from RefSeq and is a predicted model, not a curated record. Gene Ontology annotation, biological process: meristem maintenance; meristem development. Lineage: Eukaryota; Viridiplantae; Streptophyta; Magnoliopsida; Apiales; Apiaceae. Bases 154 to 2421 code for a protein of 755 amino acids. The transcript has 5 exons.
CUCAACAUAUACACAUAAACCCAACAUAUACACACAAUUCACGCCCAGAACAAAGUGCCUUCUUAUAUCCUCUCCGUUGCCAGUGCUUUUCGAAGAUUUUUUACUGUCAAUGAAGACUAUAUCAAUUUAGGAGAUCAACUUCGACUAUAUAUUAUGGAUCCUAACGAUGAAUUAACCAUGCAUCCUGGGCCUAAGAUUCCUUCUGUGCUGCACUUACAAUCAAGCCAUAGAUCAUCUACUGUUUGGGAUGUUUGUGGUGGUGAUGCUCACAGAUCUAGACGGCGUAAUCCUACACAAGCUAGAUUUCCUCCUUUACAUGAGAGCAUGAUUCCUAUUCUAGAGGACUUAAGAUUUGAUGGGGUUUCUAGGCUUUCCUGUGUAAAUAUUGACUGGAGCUUAAUUACUGCACUGGUGGAACGUUGGAGACCUGAAACACACACAUUUCACUUACCAUUUGGAGAGUCCACCAUUACUUUGCAGGAUGUUGCUGUUCUACUUGGUUUACGCAUAGAUGGUGACGUAAUUACUGGCACUACUGGUGGAUUUGAGGGCGGCUGGUCAAAUCUAGUUGAGAAGAUUUUUGGAAAAAAACCUAAAGAAGAUAAAGAGUUAAAGGGUGGACGGUUACUAUUGAGCUGGUUGACUUCAACUGUCAAAGAACUACCUGCUGCUCCAUCUGAUCAAGAUAUCCAACGUUAUACUCAGUCCUAUAUUCUACAAUUGAUUGCAGGGAUUCUAUUUACUGAUAAAUCUGGAGGUCUUGUGCACUGCAUGUACAUCCCGUUGAUACAAGACUUUGGGCGUUGCAGGAAUUUAGGUUGGGGGGCUGCAGUACUCGCAUAUUUGUUUAGGGAGUUGUGCAAGUCCUGCAGGUCUGGAGUUGAGGAGAUGGCAGGUUGCGUUCUUCUAUUACAACUGUGGGCUUGGACCAGGUUGCCGUUCUUAGCACCCGUUCCUCGUGGUCCAGUUUCAGAAACUCUGGAUAAUCCUUUAUGGAGUGGUCGAGCAGGUCCUUAUGGAAUGAGAUGGUGUUUGCAUUUAAAAUUCACCGAUACAAGUUCACAUGUCCUCUCCACUCUUCGGUUGUCUUUCGAUGCCCUCUCACCCUCUCACUUUGAAUGGCAGCCAUAUACGGAGGAUGUUCUUGCAAAUCUGUCCGAGCAUUGCACAGAAGGUUCUGAAAUUUGGUGUUAUAAAGGUCCUUUGAUUUGUUUUCACAUCGUUGAGCCACAUUUACCGGACAGAUGUAUGAGACAGUUUGGAAAGGUCCAGGAAAUACCAGUUAAUGAAGAAUAUUCGAAGGCACUUCAUGAAAUAAAUUUACAGGGGAAACAGUCCACGAACUGGAUUUCUAUGCAUGAGCAGCAUAUUACACAUUGGAAUCAUCGACAAGAGCAUUUGAUUGGUGUUAUUGCUCAUUCUGGUGUCGGGGUUGUUGAUGGAUAUUAUGAGUGGUAUACAAACAUUACCCGCCGGUUUCAUACUCGUAUUGCUGGCUCACACUUUUAUACGCUUGAUAUGUUUGAUCACAUUUCUUCUAUAGCAAGGGGCGAGAUAGAUGGAAGCAUUGAAGAUAUUGCUCAUUUGUGUGCACAUGCAAGACAACUUGUUAAAAAUGCAUUCAACUAUGGUGUUUUUCAGGAUUAUCCUGUAAAAGAUCGACGAGAAAAAGAAAUUUUAAAGAGACCAAAGCCAAAAAAAGCUGGCCACAAAGGCGGACGUGGCGGAGUUAAUGCACCGAAACAACAAGGGAUUCAGAUUGAUGAUAUACCUCGUGGGGAUAAUGUGGGAGCUGAUAUUAUUGACAAGGAUGUUGAAAAUUUGCAGGGAGGUGAAACUGUGCCAGGAGGUGUACAUCUAGAGCAUCCUGAGGUUCUAACAGAAGUUAAUCCUACACCACCUUUUGGGUUACCGAACUGGAAUUUAUUACCUUCUGGAGACUUUUUACGGAUGUCCAAUGAUGCCGUUUUAUACCAUUCGCCUGAUCGAUCAAUUCCACAUGAUCCUGCACCUAAUGAUCAUUCCCCGAUAUCCCACCCCACAUUUAACUUAAUGUCUCAGUCCCCUCCUCGACCGCAAUUAGUGCAGCAGAAGCAGGUAUCACCUCCUGCAGCCCUUAGUAUGGUGACACCAACCCCCACCUUUACUGCGGGUUCCAACUACCAAGUACAUACCUCAGUGCAGCGACAUUCAGUUCAACCGCCACCUUCUGUAGUGCAGCAACCACCAUUUGUAGUGCAGCAGCCACCACCACCUUCAGUCCAGCCACCUACAACGCAGCAUCACCCAUCUUUGGUGCAACAACAGCCAGCUGCAAGUCAUCACAAUAUGCAGUUGCGAGAGCGUAGAAGCCGGCAUAUGAAUUGUGGAACCCGUGGUAAAAAGGUUCCUGAUUGCAAGCGACUCAGGUAUAAGUACUAAGGUAGCAACAAUUACAAGUAUUAGGAUUACCUUUUGGGAGAAUUAUUAAAAUAGCAGCAAUUACCAAAUAUGAAGAUGUUGAUGUGAAGCUUGAUAGGCCAGUUGAAGAAAUUAUAAUAGAGCAAGGGACUGAAGUUGUUGAAAAAUAGAAAAUGGCUAAUUAGUUCUAGUGAUGCCACGCUUUUGUAGUUUUUGGAAAAGAAAUCUAGUAGUGUAAACUGGCACUUCUAGUAUCUAAUUGUAGUAUAUAAUUGUACUUGAUAAUGCUCUGUAGUGAUGAAAAUUAUCUAAUAUGAAAAUGACCUUACUAGUUGCUUCCUUGGUGCCUUUCCUCCUGUCGAUUUUCUUGUUGUUUGCUGAAAUUAAUUCUGUAGUUUUGUACCCAUUCUGUGUUCUUGAGAUUGUGGAUGCAUACACUACUAUACUAGUGUAUACUGACUCUUUAAAAG